Messenger RNA from Scatophagus argus, 1283 nucleotides. It is a transcript of the gene fbl, whose product is annotated as fibrillarin. Gene Ontology annotation, molecular function: rRNA methyltransferase activity; histone H2AQ104 methyltransferase activity; RNA binding. Bases 105 to 1058 code for a protein of 317 amino acids. Gene Ontology annotation, cellular component: small-subunit processome; box C/D methylation guide snoRNP complex; nucleolus. The record is from RefSeq and is a predicted model, not a curated record. The transcript has 9 exons. Lineage: Eukaryota; Metazoa; Chordata; Actinopteri; Scatophagidae. Gene Ontology annotation, biological process: box C/D sno(s)RNA 3'-end processing; rRNA methylation.
AGAAGUAGUUGUGAAGAAGUUGCACGUGGGUUAAAAUUGCGUCCCUUCAGUGAUUCAGUAGAGGAGGAAGAACAGUUCGGCGUAUACGUUUUACAUCAGAUAACAUGAGGCCAGGGUUCAGUCCUCGUGGGGACCGGGGAGGGAGAGGUGGAGGACGAGGUGGAGGUAGAGGAGGAUUCGGUGACAGGGGGGGACGAGGAGGAUUCAGAGGAGGAAGAGGCGGAGGAUUCAGGUCCCCAGAUGGUGGAGGAUUUCGUGGCCGCGGGGGUGGCAGAGGCACCCCAAGGGGAAGAGGUGGUAGAGGAGGGAGGGGCAACAGCAGAGGAGGCUUUGGAGGAGGGAAGAAGGUUUUGGUUGAACCACACAGACAUGAAGGUGUGUUCAUUUCCAGAGGGAAGGAAGAUGCCCUGGUGACUAAGAACAUGGUGGUAGGAGAGUCUGUGUAUGGAGAAAAGAGGAUCAGUGUGGAGGAAGGAGAGUCAAAAAUUGAAUACAGAGCCUGGAAUCCAUUUCGCUCCAAGCUGGCAGCAGCUAUCUUGGGAGGAGUAGACCAGAUCCAUAUCAAGCCUGGAGCAAAGGUCAUGUACCUUGGAGCAGCCUCUGGCACCACAGUGUCCCAUGUUUCUGACAUAGUUGGACCGGAAGGUCUGGUCUACGCUGUGGAGUUUUCCCAUCGAUCAGGUCGUGACCUUCUCAAUGUGGCAAAGAAACGCACCAACAUCAUUCCAAUAAUAGAAGACGCUCGCCACCCACACAAAUACCGCAUGCUGGUUGGCAUGGUGGAUGUGAUUUUUGCUGAUGUUGCCCAGCCUGACCAGACAAGGAUUGUUGCUUUGAACGCUCACAACUUUCUGAAGAACGGAGGACACUUUGUUAUAUCCAUCAAGGCUAACUGUAUAGACUCGACAGCGGCUCCAGAGGCAGUGUUUGCCUCAGAAGUGAAAAAGAUGAGUGCGGAGAACAUGAAACCACAAGAACAGCUUACACUGGAGCCCUAUGAGAGAGACCAUGCUGUGGUGGUGGGCGUUUACAGACCUCCACCAAAACAGAAGAAGUGAGGUGUGGGGAAAAAAGUGCGGGAAAACCAAUGGCCAUUUUUUAAGCACCAUCUCUGUUUUGUACCAUUUGUGUUGUCUAUUGCCCUCCUCUCCCAAUAAUUUGAUACCAGUAAUAUACAGUGAGUGUUGACAAAGUGUGAAAUUGAAUGGCUUUAAUGUACAAUGUAUUCUUGAAACUCUUUCACAUAACCGAAUUUUGUCUUAAUAAAAUGUUUGAUUAUUGUU